This is a messenger RNA of Plectropomus leopardus (leopard coralgrouper), 2215 nucleotides long. It is a transcript of the gene chrnb3a, whose product is annotated as cholinergic receptor nicotinic beta 3 subunit a. Lineage: Eukaryota; Metazoa; Chordata; Actinopteri; Perciformes; Serranidae. Gene Ontology annotation, cellular component: postsynaptic membrane. Gene Ontology annotation, biological process: monoatomic ion transmembrane transport. Gene Ontology annotation, molecular function: acetylcholine-gated monoatomic cation-selective channel activity; transmembrane signaling receptor activity. The record is from RefSeq and is a predicted model, not a curated record.
GGGGAAACAGAACAGGCGACAGAAGAAGAGGAAGAAGAAGGGGAGAAAAUCACACUUGCUGCUGCUGCCCCACAUUGUGAAGGCGGUCCGUGUUCUACAAAGCCACCAACAACCAUCUGUCCUUCAUUAUUUAAAGUGGACAGCACGGCGGUGAUACUCCGGAGGUCCCACUCGACUGCUGAAGUGAUGCGCCCUGCAGGACUGUGUGAACAGUAAAAUGAUUUGAUCCUCGCUUUGGAUACAUCCAGUCGGUGCUGUUGAUGAUAAGACGGAGCAUGAAGUUUGCGGUUGCGGUGUUGUGGUUCUCCCUGGCUCUCGGGAAGGCUACUAUGCAAGCUCAGGAAGACUUUGUGUCGCUGGCCGAGAUGGAGGAUUCCUUGCUGAAAAACGUUUUCAGUGGUUACCAGAAGUGGGUGCGGCCUGUCCAGCACGCCAACGACACCAUUACCGUACGCUUUGGACUCAAAAUCUCACAGCUGGUCGAUGUGGAUGAAAAGAACCAACUGAUGACUACAAAUGUCUGGCUCUGGCAGGAGUGGGUUGAUGUGAAGCUGAAGUGGAACCCAGAUGACUAUGGAGGCAUUACAUCCAUCAGAGUGCCUUCAGAGACUAUAUGGCUGCCUGACAUCGUCCUGUAUGAAAAUGCGGACGGUCGCUUUGAGGGUUCCCUGAUGACCAAAGCCAUUGUCCGCUGGGAUGGUACCAUAACAUGGACUCCACCUGCCAGCUACAAGUCCUCCUGCACCAUGGAUGUCACCUUCUUCCCCUUUGACCGACAGAACUGCUCCAUGAAAUUUGGCUCCUGGACUUACGAUGGAAACAUGGUGGAUCUCGUCCUGGUGGAUCACUAUGUGGACCGCAAAGACUUCUUCGAUAAUGGCGAGUGGGAGAUCCUGAAUGCUACAGGAGUGAAGGGGAGCAGGAGGGAUGGGGUGUACUGGUACCCGUUUGUCACCUACUCUUUCAUCCUCAAGAGACUACCCUUGUUCUACACCCUCUUCCUCAUCAUCCCAUGCCUUGGCCUUUCCUUUCUGACUGUGCUGGUGUUUUAUUUACCAUCAGACGAAGGAGAGAAACUGUCACUUUCGACAUCUGUGCUGGUGUCGCUCACUGUGUUCCUCCUUGUCAUAGAAGAAAUCAUCCCUUCAUCCUCAAAGGUGAUCCCACUGAUUGGAGAAUAUCUGCUCUUCAUCAUGAUCUUUGUCACUUUCUCCAUCAUCGUCACUGUCUUUGUCAUUAACGUACACCACCGUUCCUCUGCUACCUACCACCCCAUGGCCCCCUGGGUAAAGAGCCUCUUCCUUCAGCGGCUGCCCAGACUGCUGUGUAUGAGGGGGCACACUGACAGAUACCACUUUCCAGAUAUGGAGAUGCGCAGCCCAGAGCUGAAGCCCCGCAAAGGUGCGGGGAGGAGGGGGGCUCCUGGCCAGCAGAGAGGCCCAAUUGCAGGGAAAGAGGACGAGAACCAAGCCUGGCUGGCCAUGCUGGAGAAAGCCACGAGUUCAGUUCGCUACAUCAGCCGUCACAUCAAAAAGGAGCACUUCAUACGAGAGGUUGUUCAAGACUGGAAGUUUGUGGCUCAGGUGUUGGACAGGAUUUUCCUGUGGGCCUUCCUCACAGUGUCAAUACUGGGAACUGUCCUAAUCUUCACCCCUGCUCUGCAGAUGUACCUCAGCACACCUUGAUCAAAACACACGCACACAUACACACACGCACACAAACUCAUGAAUUUGCUCCAACAGUUUGUUCUUGUUUCCCUGUUUGUUUUUUGGCUGUGACUUAUUAAUGAAGCUCAAAAAAAAAACCAAAAAAACAUUCACACUCUGGGCCCUAUUUAGAUGAUCUAUAGCGCAUGAUCUAAAGCCAUGGCGCAAAUGCGUUUAGGGCGUGCCAAAAUCCAUUUUGCUAGUUUAAUGGCGGAUAAUCUGGGCGUCAGAGGCAGCGCGCGUCGCAGAGGGGUUGUGUUUAGACUGAAUUAGUGUGUAUGAAUUAACAAAUCUGUGCGUCACUUCCCAUUCCGUUUGAAAUAAACAAGGUGCACCAGGAAUUGGCGGAUUGUAAUCUAAAUGACAGAUUUGGCGAAUGACAGAUGUGAGAGAUGUUCUGCUAAAUAAACCGAACUGCUUGUUUGCGAGGCGAAGGCGCGCAGGCAGAUAAUUUGCGGAAGUAGUUGAUAUCCACCAAAAGCAGCAGAGGUAAAGCAGGCAUGAGAGGA